This is a messenger RNA of Mycena indigotica, 2385 nucleotides long. RefSeq lists its product as uncharacterized. The coding region runs from base 1 to 2385 and encodes 794 amino acids. The transcript has 11 exons. Gene Ontology annotation, cellular component: mitochondrion. NCBI's taxonomy places the organism in Eukaryota, Fungi, Basidiomycota, Agaricomycetes, Agaricales, Mycenaceae. The record is from RefSeq and is a predicted model, not a curated record. Gene Ontology annotation, molecular function: metal ion binding; methylcrotonoyl-CoA carboxylase activity; ATP binding.
AUGAUUCCAGCUAAACGCGUUGCCGCUCUCUCGACUAAACUUUCGCCUGCUGUCGCAGCCACUUCCCGAGCAACCCACACAUCUGGCAAGACGGGCCGAUGGCAAAGCUCCCAAGCCGCGCUAGUCGUCCCUCGACGUGUUUCUCGCGCCCACACCAUCAACAGAACCUUUCCUAAGAGAUUAUACGCGUCUGAGAGCAAGUCUACCCGCCGUCCACAUUUUGACAAGAUCCUCAUUGCAAAUAGAGGAGAAAUUGCCUGUCGCGUUAUCCGGACUGCUAGAAAACUCGGAAUCAAGAGCGUUGCUGUCUAUAGUGAAGCAGACAGGGAUUCUAUGCAUGUCAAGCUGGCUGAUGAGGCUUAUUGCAUCGGGCCAGCACCUUCGUCCGAGAGCUAUCUCCGGAGCGACAAGAUUAUCGAAGUUUGUCGAAGGAGUGGUGCACAAGCCGUUCAUCCUGGUUAUGGCUUCCUCAGCGAAAACGCCCAAUUCUCUGAGGACCUUGCUUCAGCCGGAAUUGUGUUCAUAGGACCACCUCCAUCAGCCAUCGUCAGUAUGGGCUCUAAGAGUGAAUCGAAGAAUAUCAUGUCUGCGGCUGGUGUCCCUUGUGUACCUGGAUAUCACGGAGAAGAACAAACACCCGAGUUUCUAUUCGAAAAAGCGCAACAAAUUGGGUUUCCCGUUCUCAUCAAAGCAAUUCAUGGCGGCGGGGGGAAAGGCAUGCGAACCGUCACAAAACCCACUUUUGCGGCGUUUCAAGAAGCUCUCUCUUCAGCACAGCGCGAAUCUUUGAAAGCAUUUGGUAACGACACGGUGCUGGUGGAGAAGUAUAUUGAACGACCACGGCAUGUCGAAGUGCAAGUCUUCGCUGACACCUUGGGCAACGUCGUGAGCCUUUGGGAGCGGGAUUGCUCGGUCCAGCGCCGUAAUCAGAAGAUCAUAGAGGAAGCUCCAGCGCCAGGUCUAACCCCGGAACUCAGGGCUGACCUGAGCGCAAAGGCCAUUGCUGCGGCCAAGGCGGUGAACUAUGUUGGUGCGGGCACAGUGGAGUUUAUCUUCGACAACGAUACCUCAAAAUUCUAUUUCAUGGAGAUGAAUACCCGUCUUCAAGUCGAACAUCCUGUAACAGAGAUGGUCACUGGAUUAGACCUUGUCGAAUGGCAACUAGAGGUAGCUGCUGGGAACACACUUCCUCUUCCACAAGCUUCUAUUCCACUUGUGGGUCACGCGUUCGAGGCACGAAUAUAUGCAGAAAAUCCUCGCAACAACUUCCUCCCGGAUUCGGGCUCUCUGUUACACCUCUCUACCCCGACCCCAACACUCGUCUUCGCUACCCCGUUUGCACCAACCCUGGCCGCCGAUGGUGCAGAAUUAACACCCUCGCUCUCAUCAGAGAAUGUUUUACCUUCAGUUCGCUUAGAACAAGGUUUCGGACAAGGAGCACAAAUCGGAGUGUUUUACGAUCCUAUGAUAGCAAAGCUUGUUGUUCAUGGUCGUGACCGCACUGAAGCAUUGCGAAUCCUAAGGAAAGCUUUGGAUGAAUACCAUGUCGUAGGGGUAUCUACAAACGUGGAGUUUUUGAGGACAUUAGCCGGGAACAAGGCUUUCAUUGACGAGGAGGUUGAAACGGGUUUUAUUCCGAAACACUUCGAUGAACUCUUUCCGCCCGUCCAACCGCCUUCCCCGGCAUUGCUUGCGCAAGCAGCCCUAUUCAUGGUUCUUCGUGACCACCCGAUAUCCUCUCCCACACCUUGGACAAGUCUUUCGUCGCGUCGUUUUGGCGGUGAUGUCUAUGAACGCCCAAUCACUUUACAAGAAGAAAUGGCCGCUUCUGAUGGAUCUCCUGCGACUGUCACAGUGAAAUCUGCCGGCCCAGGACACUUCCAUGUUUCUGUCCAUGCUCAGGACACAACGCAUUUCCGGUCUGUUGCAGCUGAGCUUCUUUCUCCAACCACCUUGUCAUGUGCCCUCGACGACGCCAAUGAGCGAAUCACGAUCGUUUCGCAGCCCCCACCAGCCGGAGUCCCCGCAAGAGCUGGAGCGCCCACAACGAUGGAGCGGAUCCACAUCUUCAACGGCGGUGCCAAGACAACCCUGGUCGUGCCGGCGCCAAAAUGGCUGCUCACACUCAGCGAGGAUGUUUUGAGUGCUGGAAAAGGUGCUUUACGGGCCCCAAUGCCCAGUCUCGUUGUUGAAGUUCGGGUGAAAGUUGGGGAACGUGUGGAGAAGGGGCAAGCGGUGGUUGUGCUGGAGAGCAUGAAGACGGAAACGGUUUUAAGGAGUGACGUUGCGGGAAUUGUGAAGGCGGUCGGGUGCAAGAAUGGGGAGAUGGUUGAGGAGGGUCGUGAGUUGGUGGAGAUUGAGGAGGAUGGCCCUUCAGAAGAUUGA